AUGUUUGAAAAAAACCGUUCAGCUGUAGCACCCUUUCGGGGCCUAAAUGCUAUGCCACCAGAAGGAAGCACGAGAGCUGGGAUACGGCCAGGUUGGCCAAGUCUAGACAGGACAGACAACGCCCCCUCAAUAUGCAGCGCGUCACAGCCUUGCAUUAAACCCAGACAGCUCCAGUCAGCGUUGAUCAAGGACAGACAACGCCUCCGCAAUAUGCAGCACGUCGCUGCCUCACCAGCACCUAUAGCCACAGCUACGCAUGUACCGCACAAGACAGAUCCAUUGCUGCAACCGAGACGCCAUACCGGUCGCACCAGAAAAAGGGUGGAACCUUUACAACUUGAUCCGCGUCGAAAAUCUUACGUUGAACGUUCAAAAGGGGGAAGUAUCAGGAAGGUCAGCUUCCUGAAAGCAACCACUGAAUGCCCGGAAUCUACGGCGACUUGCAGCUCCGCUGGGUGUUGA
This is a messenger RNA of Opisthorchis viverrini, 462 nucleotides long. RefSeq lists its product as hypothetical. The record is from RefSeq and is a predicted model, not a curated record. The transcript is spliced from 3 exons. NCBI's taxonomy places the organism in Eukaryota, Metazoa, Platyhelminthes, Trematoda, Opisthorchiida, Opisthorchiidae. Bases 1 to 462 code for a protein of 153 amino acids.